Molecule: messenger RNA, 4009 nt
Organism: Maniola jurtina (meadow brown)
Lineage: Eukaryota; Metazoa; Arthropoda; Insecta; Lepidoptera; Nymphalidae
Product: KIF-binding protein-like
Exons: 2
Coding region: 116-1924 (602 amino acids)
Source: RefSeq, a predicted model, not a curated record
CAAAUCAAAUCAAAAUAGAGAAAGAAGUGAUUUUUGAUUAAUUAUUGUAAUAUUUCAGUUCUUUAAAUUAUUUUUGUUAUUAAAAUAAUAAAUACGAAAUAAUAAGAAACAGAGCAUGAUUAUCACCGCAGACAUGUCCGCAAAGGAAAUCGUGAACGACUUAAAAGAAAAUUACGCUAAAGUACGCAAAUUACUGGACGAGGACAGUAAAAAUGAUCCUGAAAACGAGCCUUAUUUAUCGAAAUACAAAGCCAAGGACAUUUUGAAUAAUAUGCGCGAUGUGUUAUACAAUAUAUCGGAAUCAGAAUCUGGAUUAACUACGAUACAAGUGAAUGCUUUGAAAGGUGCUGUGCUCCUAUGUAUAGGUAAUGUUGAUAUGGAAACCGAGGACCUAACCGCAUGUGAGAAAGCAUUAAAAGAGGCGGAAGAUAUUCUCCUCCCAAGCGCUUUAGAACCAGAAGUAAUUAUAUUACUUGUUAAUGUUCAAAACAACCUCGGCUUACUGUGGUCCUUCAGAGAUGAGCCGGAGAAAGCAAAGUAUUAUUUACUAUCCUCGAAAAAAAUUUGCGAGGAUUUUAAAGCCACAUUACGAAUGCCUGUGCCUAUAGAAUCUAUUUUGAGUAUUACAACACCAAGUGAGGAUUCAGUAGUAACAGAUUUCUUGGUUCUAGAAAAAGCUCACACUUUAACAUUGUACUAUUUAGCUCAAGUUUAUGGAAGUUUAAAGGAGAAUUUGAAGUCCGCUAUAUACUGCCAUGUUACUUUAAGGAGGCAGUUAAUGUAUAAAGACUAUGAGCCGAUUGAGUGGUCGUUAAAUUGUGCAACAUUAUCACAAGUUUUUGUAGAACAGAAUGGUUUUUAUCAGUCCAGAUACCACCUUGCAGCUGCAUCAACUAUUUUAGAUCAGUACGAGACUGAAUUGUUGGCGUCAGAAAAUGACAGUGAGGUGUAUUUGGCUAAGAAAGAGACUUUUAAACACAGGUCAGCUGAUGUAGCUCGAUGCUGGGUCAAAUACUGUAUAUGUCUCAUGUCAGCCUCAAAGGACAGACUAAUGAGUGAUGCAGACAAUGUUGUGGAUGCAAUAACAGACAUGUCCAAUUUGACUUUAGAAGAUGAUGAAAACAUCUGUGGAGGUGAUGUCAAACAACUAGUGUUCCCAGACCUUGAUGUUUCCAAAUAUGAGGAGAAAGUUGGAGACAAAUUUUUGUUAACAUACGAAGAUGCCAGAGAAGUGUUUAUCUGCUUUCAGGGAUGGUUGAAUAAAGCCAAAGAUUAUUAUAGAGCUGAUACGUUGGCUUCUGAUCAUAUUGAACUAAUACAAGACUGUUCACAGGCUUAUGCGUACCUAGCUUUCUUUGAAGAAGAUGAUGAAAGGAGAGCCAAAAUGUACAAGAGAAGAGUUGAUAUGCUCGAGGAUUUGCUCAAAGAAGUAAACCCUACAUAUUACCUACAGUAUUGCAGACAACUUUGGUACGAACUCGGUGAAGUCUACUCAGAAAUAUUGAACAUUAAAUUAGAAAAACUGAACACAUCCAAAGAGAAGCCUACACCACAUUUACUAAAAAAAAUUAAUAUGCUAUGCGAGAAGAGUAUUGAAAAUUAUGGUAAAUUUUUGGAUUCGGUCAAAGAUAAAAAAGGAUUGUUACCAACUAAACUACAGAGUGAUGAAAUAAGGCCAGUCAUCAGUGCUUAUGUCUAUAUUGGAAGGAACAACAUGAAAAGGAUUGCUGUUGAUAAAAAUGUAUAUUUGAGUCACAUCAAGAAAAGUUAUGAUUCAUAUCAGGCGGUGGUUGACAUCUGCAAGAAUGAUCCGGACGCAGCCAAAAUGAUGAAAGAGGAAUAUGCACUGUGUCAGGAGAUGGUUAAUAUUCUUCCAUUGAAAAUUAACAAGGUGGAAAAUGAACUUCAAGCUUUGAAAUUAUAAAAAAAAACUUAUUGGCGAUUGUUACUGCAUCAGAUUUUUUUUGAGUAUCACAUUUUAUCCUAAAAGUCACAUGGUAAUUUGUAAUUUAUUUACGAUUGAUGAUUGAUGUAUCUUAGGCCAAGACGGCCUACUAAGUAAUGCAACAGUUUUUGCACAAUGUAAACACAAGUUAACAUAUUCUUAAGUUUUGUAUAGUAAAAACUUGGGUUUUUAGACUUGGUCUUAGAUACAUCAGAAUUUAUUGUUUAAGUUUUUUGUGACUGGUAAUUAUUAUUGGCACUAAGCCAUUCUUGAGGGUACCAUUAGAAGCCAUUAACCUGUCUACUAGAAUUUAAUUGCUACAUGCAGCAGCUGUUUAAAAAAAAUACCAUUACAGAUUACCUUUUUCAAAGGGUUGUGUUAUUGGCAGGAUACAUCCAAUUAGGUGAUUAUCUUAAUGGGUACAAAUACCUACCAACUCGGAUUUUGCCGCAUUUUGCUACUUUGUGCUAUUAAAAAAUAUAGAGUAGCUAUAUCCAAUUAAUAAAAAUAAAGCUAUAAAUAUUUUUACUUACCUAGUCAUGAAGGUGAUUAAUAAAUGUUAAUAACAAAGUAUUUAUGUCCCUAAAGCUAUAGUUGGUUUUUUAAUCAAACAAAAUAUAGACUGCUAUUUCUAUAUUUUGACAUAAUAUGAUACAAAUUACUUGAAUAACAGUCAUGUGAUUACAAAAAAUUAUGUUAGCAAUUAAUAAAAUAUUUAAUAAAUUAAUCAUCUAUAUGUACAAUACAGUAAUUGUAUUUAAUUGAUCUAAAAAUACACUGUCAUAUUUAUUUCGCCUAAACCUAAAAAAAUAAAAAUAUUCGGCCGUGUGAUUUUACUGUUCAACAUAGCAUUUUAGUUAUGCAAUUCACGAUUUAAUUUUAAAUUUUUACUAUGAAGGUACUUUAAAAAUGUAUUAGCCACAUUAAAGGUCAUAGCACACAUAGCAACUCUGAAAAGGAUCGUCGCCGUAUCAACUCGAGCCGUCCAGUAUUCGUUGCAUGAAACUCCCUGCAACGCACACUGAUCGGAAUUAUAGCGUAAUUGCCUCGUCUCGGGGACAAGCUCACGAACCGCGGUGUGCGUCGCCGUCGUCGUCAACUUGCAGUCCCCGCGCCGGCACGGCUCGUCUUCCCCGCGCUUCUCGCCAUACGUCUCUUUGUCCCUGCUUGCCUGUGCUCAGCUCCGGUACGUCGACUAAGGGCCGGCGCACAUAUGGCGGAGCGCAGUGCAGAACAUGCCCGUGAAGUUUUCUAAUCGCGGACACACGCGAAUUUCUACCAGAAAAUGCGCGAGCACGCGCGGGACUGCGCGCGGAUGCGCGAAUAUCCGCACAGAUGCACAAUUGAUUAUGGAUUUUAUUUCAAUGAGGACAAGGUCGAUAAUAUUUUGACUGAAAAAUGCUCUGCCAUAUGUGCGCCGGCCCUUAGUCGACGUACCGGAGCUGAGCUGUUGUCCGCUUUUACAUUAAGUUGACGCCUUGUUGACGACGAGGUAAAAGACUAUAUUAUGGUGACUAUCCCUUUCCCGAGUUGAUAUGUGUGCUGUCACCUUAAACAUGACUGAAACACUGUUCCAAGAAACCUUGUGCUACAUUAUGUAAUUAGUUCUUAUAGUAAAAAUUAAACGCUUAGUUACCUCCAGGGCAAUAUUAGGACUAUUAAUCACUGUGCUUUUUAUCAAAUUUUACAUCUUACCCAACUUUAUUGAUUAUUAUUGAUUAAGAUAUCGUAACGUCAGAGUAAAAUGGAUCUAAAUUUUCUUGAUUUAAAGUUAAAAAUUCAGUAUCACCGAUUUUAAUUUUAUAACGUUUCCGCUUGGAGCGCUGCCAGUAAAUGUGUAGACCAAGUUGAGCUUUAAAACUUGGGCUUUUGGUUCUACUUUACUUUACUGAAGUGUAUCGACGCUCGAAUUCGGUGUGAUGUAAAAUCUCAUACUAAGCACAUGUCAUGUUAAAAAUUGCUUAGGUACAUUAUUUUUUAUUGUAAGGAAAUGUACAUUAGUUAUUGUUAGCUACCAAUAUGUCUUUGGCAAUCUAAAUAAUAUAUCUAAUUAUUAUCUGCACC